AUGCCCGACACUACCGGCGACAAGCGAAGCAGCGCCGAUUCCGACGGGGCCUCUAGGAAGAAGAUGAGGAGGGAGGAUAAGCAGAACCCGUACCUUGCACACAUGUACGAGAACGGGGAUGGCGAGGACCACGAGAAUGGCGCGGACGAGAUGCCCGCGCACUCGCCGCUGGCGGGCAUGAAGCGCCGCGCCACGACGGCGAAGCAGGCGGAGAAGGCGGAGGACUCGGACUCGAAUCCCUUCACCGGGCGCGCGCACUCGCAAAAGUACUUUCAGAUUCUCCAAGGACGCCGGGACCUGCCCGUCCACAAGCAAAGGCAAGAAUUCCUCGACAAGUACCACUCGACCCAGAUCCUCGUCUUCGUCGGUGAGACGGGUUCCGGAAAGACAACCCAGAUCCCGCAAUACGUCGUCUACGACGAGCUCCCGCAGCUCAACCGCAAGCUCAUUGCUUGCACGCAGCCCCGCCGAGUCGCCGCCACGUCGGUGGCUCAGCGUGUCGCCGACGAGAUGGACGUGACCCUGGGAGAGGAGGUCGGCUACAAUGUGCGCUUCGACGACAUGUCGGGCCCUAAGACGGUGCUCAAGUACAUGACGGACGGUAUGCUGCUGCGCGAGGCGAUGCACGACCACGACAUGUCACGCUACAGCUGCAUCAUCCUCGACGAGGCGCACGAGCGCACGCUCGCGACCGACAUCCUGAUGGCGCUGCUCAAGCAGAUCGCCGCCCGCCGGCCGGACCUCAAGAUCAUCGUCAUGUCGGCCACGCUCGACGCGCAAAAGUUCCAGCGCUACUUCAACGACGCGCCGCUGCUCGCCGUGCCCGGCCGCACGCACCCGGUCGAGAUCUUCUACACGCCCGAGCCGGAGAAGGACUACGUCGAGGCGGCGAUCCGCACGGUGCUGCAGAUCCACGCGUCGGAGCCCGAGGGCGACAUCCUGCUCUUCCUCACCGGCGAGGACGAGAUCGAGGACUCGUGCCGCAAGAUCGCGCUCGAGGCCGAGGAGCUGAUCCGCGAAGUCGACGCCGGCCCGCUCGCCGUGUACCCGCUGUACGGCACGCUGCCGCCUCACCAGCAGCAGAAGAUCUUCGACAAGCCACCGCCGGCGCUGCGCAAGGGCGGGCGCCCCGGCCGCAAGGUCAUCAUCUCGACCAACAUCGCCGAGACGUCGCUGACCAUUGACGGCAUCGUGUACGUGGUGGACCCGGGCUUCAGCAAGCAAAAGAUUUACAACCCGCGCAUCCGCGUCGAGUCGCUGCUCGUGUCGCCCAUCUCCAAGGCGUCGGCGCAGCAGCGCGCGGGUCGCGCGGGCCGCACCAAGCCCGGCAAGUGCUUCCGGCUGUACACGGAGAAGGCGUUCAAGAAGGAGCUCAUCGAGCAGACGCACCCGGAGAUCCUGCGCUCGAACCUGGCCAACACGGUGCUGGAGCUCAAGAAGCUCGGCGUCGAGGACCUGGUGCACUUUGACCUGAUGGACCCCCCCGCCCCGGAGACCAUGAUGCGCGCGCUCGAGGAGCUCAACUACCUCGCCUGCCUCGACGACGACGGCGAGCUGACCGCGCUCGGCUCGCUCGCCUCCGAGUUCCCGCUGGACCCGGCGCUCGCCGUGAUGCUCAUCUCGUCGCCCGAGUUCUACUGCUCCAACGAGGUGCUCAGCCUGACCGCGCUGCUCUCCGUGCCGCAGGUCUUCGUGCGGCCCGCCAACAACCGCAAGCGCGCCGACGAGAUGAAGGCGCACUUCUCCCACCCGGACGGCGACCACCUGACCAUGCUCAACGUGUACCACGCGUUCAAGGGGCAGACGGCGGCGGCGGCGAAGCAGUGGUGCCACGAGCACUUCUUGUCGCACCGCCACCUGAACAGCGCGGACAGCGUAAGGGCGCAGCUCAAGCGCAUCAUGGAGGUGCAGGGCUUGCAGCUCGUGUCGACGCCGUUCGAAGACAAGAACUACUACACGAACAUUCGACGCGCGCUGCUGUCCGGCUUCUUCAUGCAGGUCGCCAUGAAGGAGAGCUCCGGCAAGAUCUACCGCACCGUCAAGGAUGACCAAGCCGUGCUAAUCCACCCAUCGACGGUGCUGCGGACCGAGUUUGACUGGGUCGUCUACCACGAGUUUGUCCUGACGUCGAAGCAGUACAUUCGUACCUGCACAGGGAUCCGCCCGGAGUGGUUAUUGGACAUUGCCCCGACGUACUACGACCCGGAGACGGUGGACCAGCCCGACAUCAAGCGGGCGCUGGUGAGGGCCGCGGAGAAGAAGCGUAGAAAGGCAGCCAUGAAGGCGGGCAAGUGA
Cordyceps fumosorosea ARSEF 2679 is the source of this 2295-nucleotide messenger RNA. RefSeq names its product pre-mRNA splicing factor ATP-dependent RNA helicase PRP43. Gene Ontology annotation, cellular component: intracellular anatomical structure; spliceosomal complex. The coding region runs from base 1 to 2295 and encodes 764 amino acids. Gene Ontology annotation, molecular function: RNA binding; RNA helicase activity; ATP binding. NCBI's taxonomy places the organism in Eukaryota, Fungi, Ascomycota, Sordariomycetes, Hypocreales, Cordycipitaceae. The transcript is spliced from 3 exons. The record is from RefSeq and is a predicted model, not a curated record.